AUGAAUGCUCCCAAUGGCAACGUUAACAACAGCUCAUUAACAGGAGGAUUUCUUCUCACAGCUGCUGGUACAAUUGGAAUAAAGACUUAUCAAGCAAUACUCUUUUUCUUGAUUUAUGUAAUUACCCUACUGGGCAAUUUUACAGUCUUAUUAGUAGUUUUCUUUGAUAAAACUCUCCAUACUCCCAAACAUUUUUCCAUUUGUAACCUAGCAAUAGUGGACAUUGGCUUAAAUACUGUUAUAAUCCCCCAAGUAGUUUCUGUCCUAAUCUUUACAGUGAAUUUUAUUUCAUAUGAGGGCUGUUUCUCUCAGAUGUUCUUUAUACACUUUUUUGGUGACAUGGGAUCCUUCUCCCUUGCUGUUUUGGCUUAUGAUCGUCUUAUUGCUAUUUGUUUUCCACUUCACUAUUCCACUUUAAAUACAAACAUCCGUAUGAUACUCAUUAUUGCAGGAACUUGGGCUGUGGUUUUCUGCUUGGAUAUGUAUCAGGUAUUAGAGGCUGCAAAACUGCCUUAUUGUGGAUCAAGGAUUAUCAGAGGUUUUUUCUGUGAACAUGGCUUUGUAUAUGUGUUAGCAUGCAUAGAUACCUCUUUUAACAGAAAGCUUGGAACUGGUAAAACACUUGUUGCUUUGCUUUUUCCAUUAUUUUUCAUUUUAAGUACAUAUAUGAUUAUUUUGUUUAUUGUUCUAAAAAUUGCCUCCAUUGAGCAGCGCCAAAAAGCCUUUCAGACUUGCUUAUCUCAUUUGCUGUGUGCAUUUGUUUAUUAUAUUCCCAUUAUAUUAACUUAUAUUCUCGCAAAUCUACGUUUAAUAACAUCACUUGAUGUGUUGACAUCAUUGCUUAUAACCACUGUCAUUUUACCACCCAUGUUAAAUCCAAUAAUCUAUUGGUUUAACACUGAAGAAUUGAAAGUAAAAUUGCUACAUUUUUUUAAAAGAAAUAAAACAUUUCCUAGGUAA
This is a messenger RNA of Polypterus senegalus (gray bichir), 960 nucleotides long. RefSeq names its product olfactory receptor 8H2-like. The record is from RefSeq and is a predicted model, not a curated record. Gene Ontology annotation, cellular component: membrane. The transcript has a single exon. Gene Ontology annotation, molecular function: olfactory receptor activity; G protein-coupled receptor activity. Lineage: Eukaryota; Metazoa; Chordata; Cladistia; Polypteriformes; Polypteridae. Gene Ontology annotation, biological process: G protein-coupled receptor signaling pathway. Bases 1 to 960 code for a protein of 319 amino acids.